This is a messenger RNA of Osmerus eperlanus (European smelt), 2432 nucleotides long. RefSeq names its product AE binding protein 2 (gene aebp2). Gene Ontology annotation, biological process: regulation of transcription by RNA polymerase II. Gene Ontology annotation, cellular component: ESC/E(Z) complex. The coding region runs from base 95 to 1489 and encodes 464 amino acids. The record is from RefSeq and is a predicted model, not a curated record. Lineage: Eukaryota; Metazoa; Chordata; Actinopteri; Osmeriformes; Osmeridae. The transcript has 9 exons.
AUCGCUUUGGCCCAGCCCCCCACCACUAGGCUAGUAAGACAUUCGACGUUGUUUUGUACACUAAAGUACUGCUAAUUGGUUAUUACGAAUAAAGAUGGCUACAAUAUCUACCGAAGAAAGCGCCGUGCAGAAUGAGAAAAGCAAUAAACGGCUAGCCGGGGAGACCAAAGAGGACGAUAAGACAGGCCUACAAACGUCGCCGGAGCAACCGGCCAAUAUCGUAGAGAUGAAAACGGAGGAAGCUGAUGGAAUGGCCGGGGAGGUAAAACCCGCAGAGGAGGCCUUGGUGGUGGCAGUGGCUGCAACAACAGGAUGCGAAGACGAAGAGCAGCUGGUGCCUGAAUUUGACAAGGAAGAUAAAAACAUAUUAGAGCAGCAUAGUCCAGCAGACUGCGAUGCCACUGUAGACAAUGCUGUAAAGGAAAUGAAACUAGAACAAGGAGAUGAAAGCCAGUCCUCGAUUAGCGAUUGUAUGAAAAGCAAAGCGGCUAGCAAUGACGGCGCAGAGGAGAAGAGCGGGACCCGAAGCAUGGAGCUUGGAAACAAGAGACGGACCAGCGUUGAGAUGUCAUCCUCGGAUGGAGAACCCCUGAGUCGGAUGGAUUCCGAGGACAGCAUCAGCAGUACGAUGAUGGACAUGGAAAGCACAGUGUCCAGUGGUCGUUCCACUCCUGCCAUGAUGAACGGCCAGGGCAGCGCUACAUCCUCCUCCUCCUCUGCCAAGGCCAUGGCCUACAGCUGUUGCUGGGACCUUUGUCUGGAGACUUUCAGCUGCAGUCCCGACCUGGCUGAACACAUCAGAGGCAUUCAUGUCGACGGACAGAGAGGAGGGGUGUUUGUGUGUCUAUGGAAAGGCUGCAAGGUGUACAACACUCCAUCUACCAGUCAGAGCUGGCUGCAGAGACACAUGCUCACUCACAGUGGAGACAAGCCUUUUAAGUGUGUGGUGGGUGGCUGCAAUGCUAGUUUUGCCUCCCAGGGGGGGCUAGCGCGCCACGUGCCUACCCACUUCAGCCAACAGAGCGCCUCCAAGCUGGCCAAUCAAGCGAAGCUGAAGGAGGAGUCACCAUCCAAAGCUGGUCUCAGCAAGAGGAAGAAGUUGAAGAACAAGCGCAGGCGGUCUUUACUUUCUCCUCUCCCACCAGCGAGGCCCCACGACUUCUUUGACGCCCAGACGAUGGACGCCAUCCGCCACCGAGCGAUCUGCCUCAACCUGGCAACCCACAUCGAGACCGUGGGAAACGGCCACAGCAUCGUGUUUCACAGCAGCGUGCUGGCCAGGAGGAAGGAGGGCACUGGGAAAGUUAAGGUUCUUCUCCAUUGGACCCCUGAGGACAUUCUGCCUGACGUGUGGGUGAAUGAGACUGAGCGCUCACAGCUCAAGACCAAAGUGGUGCACUUGUCAGCACUGCCUCAGGACACUGCUGUGCUUCUGGACCCCAACAUUUACAGAGCACUGCCACAGAAGCGGCUGAAACGGAGUCUCUGAGUGGCGCGCGGACGGCCGAGGAAGGAGACCACCCUCAUGCCUCGCUCUCUCCCUCCGAAGACGAGCGACCGAGAAACGGGCUUUGGAGGAAGGGAUUUUUUUUUCCCGCUCUUUCCUACAUAUUUCAACAUCCCCCCCCCCCUCAUCGUCGCCUCCCUCCCAGUGGCUCAUCCUUUUUAACCCCAAUAAACCCCAAUGAAUGUUUUAUAUACAAACUUGGGGGAAAAGGAAAAAUAUGUGAAUUCUUCAAUGAUUUUACAAGUCGGUCUUUUGUACACUAUUGUGUAAACCAAUGCUUUCAAGUACUGUAAAUUGACUGCCUAUAUUUUGUAGACAUUCUUGUAAAUAUAUUUUUUUUGUCAGAUCUGUAACUUAUUUUUAUACCAUGAAGUACUGUACUUUGGAUAUUUGGUUAGACUUUUUUUGUUGGUAUAGUUGUAAUUACUGUAAUAUGCUACAGUAGCUGUCACAUGAAGAGGAACUAAAAUAAUAUAGUUAUUGACUUGGAAUGAACACAGCUUUGGGAUGCUUGAAGUUGUCCUAUCUGCUCCUGUCAUUUGUGUCUCAUAAACGCCGAUGACGUAACCGCCCUACUGUAAUGAUGAAGAAGGCAUUUGUCAGCCAUUAUUUCCAGACCUAUAGACGAAGGGGCGUGUAACUCCAUAAUUUUGUGUUUCUCAUGGAGCUCCUAAUGUUCCUGGCCAGUUGAAGCACAGUAGAGUAACUCUGUGAUCUUUAACCCCUGACUAACAGUGUUAAAAAGACCUACUCACCCCAAAAUGUAUUUUAAUCACCGUAUAUAAUAACUCACCAUCACCAAGAUGAUUAUAGAUCUAUGUGUCCAGCAUCAAAGCACUUAUGAACAUCUUAAAUGUAUGUCGUUGCAGUUAAGAUCAAAUCCACAACUUCCCAUCACUGCAAUAAAACACACAAGUACAUAAGA